AUGCCUACCGGAUCCCUCUUCCCUGACAUAGACAUUCCUAAUGUCGACCUCUGGACGUUCUUGUUUGAGCGAAAGGAUCGGCCGUAUCCUGAUAACAAAGUCAUCUACCUCGACUCAGACACCAACCGCAGCUACACAUAUGCUCAAGUCCGCGCCACGGCCCUCGAUUUUGGAAAGGGGCUGAAGGCUAAUUGGAGCUGGAAGAGAGGCGAUGUCCUCGCGCUCUUCGCGCCGAACUGCAUUGAUACCCCGCCCAUAAUGUGGGGUGCACACUGGGCUGGCGGAAUUCUAUCGCCCGCCAACCCAGGCUACACAGCUGCAGAACUGGCCUUUCAGCUGAAAGAUGCAGGAGCCAAGGCAUUAGUGACGCAGUUGCCGUUCCUAGAAACAGCCCGCGAAGCAUGCAAAGCAGUAGGCAUUGAUGAGGAUCGGAUCAUCCUUAUGGGCGACGAAAAGGAUGAAUCCAACCGCUUUAAGCAUUUCUCCAGUUUCAAGAACUUUUCAGGCACGUCGAGAUUCAGGAAAGCGAAGAUAGAUCCUAAGAAAGAUCUCGCGUUCCUAGUCUACAGUUCUGGGACAACGGGGCACCCAAAGGGUGUAAUGUUGACGCAUACCAAUAUUGUGUCGAACGUGUUGAUGAAUGCUAUUGCUGGGGAUCACAAUCUAUCAUGGAAGGGCCAAAAAGAUGACCAAGGAGACAAGGUCCUUGCUUUCUUGCCGUUCUUUCACAUCUACGGCUUAACCAUCCUAUGCCAUUCACCCCUCUACCGCGGCUGGCAACUCGUCGUGAUGAAGAAAUUCGACCUCGCGCUCUUCUGCUCCAAUAUCCAAAAAUACGCCAUAACCUUCGCAUACGCCGUACCCCCCGUAAUUCUCAUGCUCGGCAAAUCGCCCGUCGUCGCCAACUACGACCUCUCCAGCCUCCGUAUGGUGAAUUCCGGCGCCGCUCCCCUGACACGGGAAUUAGUAGAAGCGGUAUGGAAACGGCUCAAGAUCCCCAUAAAGCAGGGGUACGGCUUAAGCGAGACGAGUCCCACGACCCACACGCAGCGCUGGGAGGACUGGCAAACCACAAUCGGCUCCGUGGGCCUGCUGCUGCCGAACCAGACAGCCAUGUACAUGGACGCGGAAGACAAGGAAGUGCCCGCGGGGCAGACGGGCGAGCUAUGGAUCAAAGGCCCGAAUGUCUUUCUCGGAUAUCUGAAUAACCCUGAGGGGACUGCGAAUGCGCUUACGAGCGAUGGGUAUUUCAAGACAGGCGAUGUGGGGCAUCAGGACGAGAAGGGGAAUUUCUAUAUCACGGAUCGGGUUAAGGAGCUUAUCAAGUACAAGGGGUUCCAAGUACCGCCUGCGGAGCUGGAGGGGAUUUUGACUGGACAUGAUGAUGUGGAUGAUGUGGCUGUGAUUGGCGUCUAUGAUGAGUCGCAGGCGACGGAGGUGCCAAGGGCGUAUAUUGUGCCGAAGAAGGGUGUGGAGGCGGGGAAGGCAAAGGAGAAGGAGAUCGUGGAGUGGCUGGGUACGAAAGUGGCUAGUCAUAAGCGGUUGAGGGGAGGCAUUCGGUUCGUGGAUGUGGUGCCUAAGAGUGCGAGUGGGAAGAUUUUGAGGCGGUUGUUGAAGGAGGAGGCGCUUAAGGAGGAGAAGGAUGGUGCGAAGGCGAAGUUGUAG
Molecule: messenger RNA, 1665 nt
Organism: Lachnellula hyalina
Lineage: Eukaryota; Fungi; Ascomycota; Leotiomycetes; Helotiales; Lachnaceae
Gene: 4cl1
Product: putative 4-coumarate--CoA ligase
Exons: 3
Coding region: 1-1665 (554 amino acids)
Biological process (GO): secondary metabolic process
Molecular function (GO): CoA-ligase activity
Source: RefSeq, a predicted model, not a curated record